Xenopus laevis (African clawed frog) is the source of this 2046-nucleotide messenger RNA. Its product is annotated as G-protein coupled receptor family C group 6 member A. The transcript has 5 exons. The annotation marks the transcript as partial. NCBI's taxonomy places the organism in Eukaryota, Metazoa, Chordata, Amphibia, Anura, Pipidae. The record is from RefSeq and is a predicted model, not a curated record.
AUGAGCUCUGUGGUUGAAUCCAGUGUGGUUGACCAUUCCUUCAACAGUAGGACCCACCUAAGAAGAUUUGAAUAUAACCCGUGCUCUACCAGGAGGUGCAGACAGUUUCUGGUGAGCCAUUUUCUCAAAUAUUAUCGUCAUUAUCUGGCAGCCAUAUUUGCCAUUGAAGAGAUCAACAAGGACACUAACAUUUUACCAAACAUCACUUUAGGCUUCCAUAUUUAUGACACAUGUUCCAGCGAAAGACAAACGGUUGCAAAUAUUACUUAUGGAACUCAGGAUAGCAGCUUCAAUGACAGAAUACAUUUUCCAACACUUUACAACACUAUGACCAGCGAGAACACGCAGGAUAAAGUCAUUAUUUACCUUCUCAAAACAUUUAACUGGACGUGGGUGGGUAUUGUAGCAUCAGAUGAUGGCAAUCACCACAUUAGGAAUGAAAAACUGAAGGUCCAGAUUAUCAACAGCGGUGCUGCUUGUGUUGAAUUUUUCAUCGUGGUCAAGGAGAAGUAUCUUGCAAGUAUGUUUGACUCUAUAAAAACAAUAAAAAAGUCAACUGCAAAUGUUGUCAUAGUGGGCAUAAACAUGAGGGACUUUUUUUACAUUUUCUGGAGCCUUGCUGAGAAUUCUGAAAGGAAAAUUGUUUGGAUAUUUUUAACUAUCACAUCAAUUGAAUUUGUAAACUACCAAAUAACAGCAUUAAAUGGAUCCCUACUUUUGGAGUUACCCCAAGGGAACAUACCUGGUCUGCAGGAGUUCAUUUACUCUGCAAACCCUUUGAAAUUUCCAAGGGAUCCUAUCACUGCCUCUCUGUGGGAUGAAAUGUUUUUUCUACCAACCGGAAAAGGAACCAUAAAUAAUAGAAAUGAGACAUUGAAAACAUUUGAGGAAUAUUUUCCUAAUUUUAAUACCUACAGACUGACAUAUAAUACAUAUGUAUCUGUAUAUGCCCUAGGACAUGCUCUUCAUAAUAUGUAUAUGGAUAGUAUCGGCAACAGAUUGGAUCCUUCAAAAUUUCUGUCAAGAUUCAUGCCAUGGAAGAUCCCUCAUUCUACUUGUAGCAAGAACUGCCCUCCUGGUUCAAGAAAGAUUUUAAUCAAGGAGAAGCCAAUUUGUUGCUAUAACUGUAUUCAGUGCUCAGAAGGAGAAGUAUCUACUGUGUCUGAUAUGGAAAACUGUGUGAAAUGUCCUAAAAUCCAGUGGUCGAAUGAGCAGAGAGACAAAUGCAUCAUGAGGACCUUGGACUUUCUGUCUUUUGAGGAUGUUUUAGGACUAUCUCUGGCUUUAAUGGCUAAUUUCCUGUCUGUAUUAACGACAACGGUUUUGAUCAUCUUUAUAAAGUACAAACAUACAACUAUAGUGAAAGCAAAUAACAGAGAGCUUAGUUAUUAUCUUCUUAUAUCCCUGAUAUUGUCUUUUCUCUGCUUUUUAUUAUUUAUUGGUUGGCCAACGAAGGGCACCUGUUUAAUAAGACAAGUUGUAUUUGCCAUUGUCUUUACCUUCAGUAUCUCCUGUGUGUUGGGCAAAACUCUUACUGUUGUUAUUGCCUUUAGUGCCACCAGGCCUGGAAGCAAAUUAAGAGGCUGGGUUGGUACAAGGAUCCCAAAAUGCAUUGUGUUGCUCUGCACUCUUGUCGAGAUUGUUAUCUGCUCAUUAUGGCUGAUAAAUUCUCCCCCAUUUCCAGAAUUUGACACUGAGUCCCAAAGAGCAAUAAUGAUUUUACAGUGCAAUGAAGGAUCAGCUUUUGCAUUCUAUACCAUGAUUGGCUAUAUUGGACUUUUAGCUUUCAUAUGCCUCUUUGUUGCUUAUCUUUCUCGUAAUUUACCAGACAUUUUUAAUGAAGCUCAGUAUAUUACUUUCAGCAUGUUGGUGUUCUGCAGUGUCUGGAUCUCCUUCAUCCCAGCCUAUCUGAGUACCAAGGGCAAGUAUUUGACAUCCGUGGAGAUAUUUGCUAUACUCGCUUCUGGAUCAGGACUUCUUGGCCUUAUAUUUAUCCCUAAGUGCUAUAUCAUUCUGUUUAAGCCGGAAAAAAAAACUAGAAUAUAU